GAAAGAGGAGAGGGAAGGGUUUGGUCAUGUUUCAUUUUCCAUUAAAUAGAAGCAAAUCAUACUCCAAAAAUCUUCACUCUGCUGCAAACUUUUAUUCCUCUUUUCUCCCAAGAAAUCUCUAAACAAUUCACUAAAAUUUCCCCUUCAUCUUUAAAGUUUUAAGAGAUCAUUUUUCCUUUUUCCUUAAAAAACAACACAAAACACAAACUCACCAAAACUGUUUCUGUAGCUAGUCUCUCUGUUUUCUUUCCUUCUUUCUAGGUUGUCCUCAUUAUCUAGCUUUUUCAGAAAAUUCUAGGACAAGAAUGUGGUGGUGGUCAUCAUCAUCGACGAAAGUACGAUCAAAUCUAGAGAGGUUUCUUAGAGGAAUCACUCCAAAGCCUCCUUCUUCUUCUAUGUCAAAGAGCUGCGAGAAUGACUUGAACAGUUUAUGGACUCAACAUAGCAAAGAUGAGACUGAAUAUUUCAGGCUCAGUGAACUUUGGGACUGUUUUGAUGAGCUAAGCGCGUAUGGACUUGGAUCAAAGGUUGAGUUAAACAAUGGUGAAUCCGUUACGCAGUACUAUGUUCCAUAUCUAUCAGCCAUUCAACUCUAUACUAGCAAAUCUCCAGCCUUUUCCAGGAACCAGAGUGAUGUGGUUGAUUUUGAGAGUGAAUGCUGGAGUGAUGAUAGUGAGAUCGAGAAGUUAUCAAGGUCAACGAGUAGUGGUUCUAGCAAGAUAUGGGAUUCUGUUUCGGAUGACUCGGCUUGUGACACUCCUUCAAUGCGAGAUAAGCUCGGUUCCAUUGAGUUUCAGUACUUUGAGUCAGCUAAACCGCACUUGCGAGUUCCUCUUACCACCAAGGUUACUGAAUUGGCUGAGAAGUAUCCGAGACUUUUGACGCUAAGGAGUGUUGAUUUGUCUCCAGCGAGCUGGAUGGCCAUUGCUUGGUAUCCGAUAUACCAUAUUCCAUAUGGGAAGACAGAUAAAGACUUAUCAACGUGUUUCUUGAGUUAUCAUACGUUAUCUUCGGCCUUGCAAGGUACUUUGGUAGAGGGAGAGGAUGAGAACAACAAAACCAUGGAAGAAGAAACAUUGUGGUGUGAUGAUGAGCCAGUGGUGACCAAGAGAUUCCCUUUGGCUCCUUUUGGUUUAGUUACGUACAAAAUGCAAGGAGGUUUGUGGGGGAAACGAGAAUCUGGUGAUCAAGAGCGGUUAGUUUAUCUUGGAAGAGCAGCGGAGUCAUGGCUGAAACAGCUAAAUGUUCAUGAUCACCAUGACUACAGCUUUUUCUCUGUGAACAAGAGCUUGUAGAGGUCCAAGUGACAGAACUCUAGUUUUUAGUUGUUUUCUUAGGUACAUAAUGUAGAGGUUUCUCGUCCUUGUGUUGUAGCAUGGUAAAAAAAGAACAUGGGUUUUGUUUUUGAGUUUACAAAUGAUGAGAUAAACAAUGGUCUUUUUAUU
Messenger RNA from Brassica napus (rape), 1445 nucleotides. RefSeq lists its product as uncharacterized. The record is from RefSeq and is a predicted model, not a curated record. NCBI's taxonomy places the organism in Eukaryota, Viridiplantae, Streptophyta, Magnoliopsida, Brassicales, Brassicaceae. The coding region runs from base 306 to 1295 and encodes 329 amino acids. The transcript is spliced from 6 exons.